This is a messenger RNA of Columba livia (rock pigeon), 1368 nucleotides long. RefSeq names its product lectin, mannose binding 2 (gene LMAN2). The coding region runs from base 44 to 1057 and encodes 337 amino acids. Lineage: Eukaryota; Metazoa; Chordata; Aves; Columbiformes; Columbidae. Gene Ontology annotation, cellular component: Golgi membrane; endoplasmic reticulum membrane; COPII-coated ER to Golgi transport vesicle. The record is from RefSeq and is a predicted model, not a curated record. Gene Ontology annotation, molecular function: D-mannose binding. Gene Ontology annotation, biological process: endoplasmic reticulum to Golgi vesicle-mediated transport. The transcript is spliced from 8 exons.
CGGGGCCGUGGGCGGGAGCGGCGCGCGUUCCCGGAAGCGGAGCAUGGCGGCGGGUGCGGGCGGGCUGCUGGCGGCCGCGCUGCUGUUGGCGGUGGCCGGGCCGUGCCCGGCGCCCGCCGAGCUCACCGACGGCAACAGCGAGCACCUGAAGCGGGAGCACUCGCUGAUGAAACCGUAUCAAGGCGCGGGCUCCGCCGCGAUGCCGCUGUGGGACUUCCAGGGCAGCACCAUGGUCACCAGCCAGUACGUCCGCCUGACGCCCGACGAGCGCAGCCGGGAGGGCUCCAUCUGGAACCGUGUGCCCUGCUUCCUCAAGGACUGGGAGCUCCACGUCCACUUCAAGAUCCACGGGGCUGGCAAGAAGAACCUGCACGGGGACGGGCUGGCCCUGUGGUACACGCAGGAGCGGCUGGUGCCAGGUCCUGUCUUUGGCAGCAAGGACAACUUUCACGGACUGGCUAUUUUCCUUGAUACGUAUCCCAACGAUGAAGCAACAGAGCGCGUGUUCCCCUACAUCUCCGCGAUGGUGAACAAUGGCUCCCUGACGUAUGACCACAGCAAAGAUGGGCGCUGGACGGAGCUGGCGGGGUGCACCGCCGACCUUCGGAACCAGAACCACGACACUUUCCUGGCAAUUCGGUACUCCCGGGGCCGCCUGACGGUGAUGACGGACGUGGAAGACAAGAACGAGUGGAAGAACUGCAUUGACAUUGCAGGGGUGCAGCUGCCAACUGGCUACUUCUUCGGUGCCUCUGCCGGCACUGGAGAUUUGUCUGACAAUCACGACAUUAUCUCGAUGAAGCUGUUCCAGCUCAUGGUGGAGCAUCCUCUAGAAGAUGAGAGCGUUGACUGGACCAAGAUUGAGCCUAGUGUCAGCCUCCUUAAAUCACCCAAAGACAAUGUGGACGACCCAACGGGGAAUUUCCGAAGCGGGCCUCUGACGGGCUGGAAGGUGUUCCUGCUCCUGCUCUGCGCGCUGCUGGGCAUCAUCGUCUGCGCCGUGGUGGGAGCUGUGGUCUUCCAGAAGCGCCAGGAGCGGAAUAAGCGUUUCUACUAGCACAACGCCCGGGCCUGUGCCCAAACCCAUUUUUUUCUAUGGGGAGCUGUAAAAACUGUGGUUUCUAAAAGCUGUUUCUGAGAAAUACCAGAAGUAUUUUCUUAUCUGUCUGUUUGGCUGUUGGACUGAGGGGGGUGAUUCCCGCCGCAGAAGAGCCCCUUGCCCCCGGGCUGUGGUGCAAGGGGGGGGCCUGGAGGUCGCUCCCCUUGUUUUUCCAGCGCUCCCUCUGCUGGAUGAGACCUGUGGCAGGGAGGGCGAGCGGCGGUGGCUGUGAAUGUUGGGGGCUGUGGGGCAUUAAAGGACUGACACCA